AUGUCCUCCUUCAACCAGUCCGGGACCGAGUUCCCCGGGGCGCAGGAGUUCCGCGCAACGGUGGAAGAUGACGGACUCGACGGGGAUUACACCAUCGUCGGCGACUACCCAGAGGAACCCGACUAUUACCUCCUGCUGGGUCUUGCGCGCAAUCCUCCCCCAACAGACGCUGAGAUCCGCUCCGCCUACCGAAAUCUGACUCUCAGCUUCCAUCCCGACAAACAGCCACCGCAUCUUCGCCAUGCGGCCGAGAGUCAGUUCAGACAUAUCCAGGAGGCGUAUGAGACACUCAUCGAUCCAAAUAAGCGCAUUGUAUACGAUAUAUCGGGUGCUGAAGGCGUGCGGCAGGAAUGGGGUCAGCUUGGGGCCAUGGGAGUUGGUGGGGAGGCACAACGGCAGGAUGUUGGUGUUAAGGCGAUGUCGCCGGAUCAGUUCCGGCGAUGGUUUUUGAAGACAAUGAAGAAACGGGAGAGGAAAGCGGUGGAGAGUCUUGUUUCCAGCAAGGGCGGUAUUACCCUCGGAAUUAACGCGGCAUCCAUGAUCACGGUCGACGAGGACGAUGAUGUGCAGUUCCAUAUACCUUCGCCGCAAGUGUCCACAUAUGGCGUUUCGUAUAAUUUCAAGACGCCAGUGUCAUUACCACAGCUUUGGGGUACGGCAGAUAAAGAAGAAGAAACAUCGAGCGUCGAAACGGAUGCAGGAGAAGAUGUGCAAGAGGAGGAAGUAGAGAACAUGCAGGUGACUUGGAAUGCGGGUAUAACUGGAGGUUUGGCUCGGCCGGUCAAGAAAGUCAUAGUUGAGUACGAGGAUGGAACAGAAGGAGAAGAAAAGUUUCAAAUGCCACCGAUCCUGGCAGCUCAGAACUUCCAAUUUGGGGCCACUGUGACUCCAAAUUUCAAAAACCCUGUCAGCUUCGAUGCUCUUCUUCUCCCUGUUCCGACUUUGAAAGCGAAUAUUGCUCGAGCCUUCCAGCCGAUCCCCGGCACCAGGCCAUUCCAGGUUAGCGUGACCAGUAUACAUAAGCGCUCUUUGGAUGAAACGGCGCCUUCUUUCGAGGUUCAAAUCUCGAGGGAAAUUGCCAAAAAGAAGAUCGGAGUCAUUACAUGGUCCAGUGGCGUUGUUGAAUGGCCCGAAUUUCUUCUUAACUGGUUCCCAACACUUGGAAUGGGAGCCCAGAGUGCCAUUGCAUCUGCUAAUGAGGUCAGUAAUCUACAAAUUGGUCUCAUAUCGCUUCCCAAGGAGGGCCAAGCUGCAAUCGAUUUCGACGAUGAUGACGAGGAGGAGAGUGGAGAUAUGGACGAGGACGUCCGCCAUCUCCUCAAGAAAAAACGCCAAAUCGAUCAAUCCGCCGAGUCAUGGCAGACCUAUCUCCAGGCUACUCCCGCCGGUGGCGCUUUUGUCUUGAAUUAUUCCCGGAACCUCUUCUCCGGAAAACCCGCCGACGACCCUGUCAAGACGGAAUGGAGUUCUGAAGGGUACUUCCCCAUGCCGAGCAUGGACCAAGCGCGUGCUGUGCGACUCGAAAUCUCGAGUGUUGUUGGGUUAGACAUGUCUCUCAAUUGGACUAUCAAGGGCGUUCGCCGGGUUGGCGAGCACACACGUGUUGGUCUCGGUAUUGGCAUCGCAGACAAGGGCAUCAUGAUGACCGUUUCAUGGAGUCGACUCGGCCAAAACAUUAAUCUUCCGAUCAAUGUUUGCCCGGCUAAUGAGUCAACAAACGGCGCUGCAGCGCUGACUGCUAUAUUCCCUUGGCUGGCCUACUGCGCGAUUGAAUUUGGAUAUAUUCGUCCCCGCGAUAGAAAACUUCGUCGACAGGCGGCUGCUCGACGCCACCGUGAGCUCAAGAAGUUGAUCCCUAAGAAACGCGAAGAGAGCCUUCAGGCCAUCGAGCUCAUGACGGAUCAAGUGCAAAGGCGGCAAGCGCGAGAGGAAGCACAAGAUGGUUUGGUCAUCUUGAAGGCCGAGUAUGGCUAUAUACCCCCAGUAAACAAGAAACCCAAAAAUGGGUUCGCGGAGCCUCGGGUGAUUGAUGUCACGAUCCCUGUGGCUGCGCUAGUUAACCGGGGUCAAUUGGUGAUUCCCGGCAAAUCUAUCAAGUUCCAAAUUUUGGGAUUCCACGACCCUGCGCCAUUGCUGCCCAAACGGUUGAAGAUCUGGUAUAGAUUCCAGGGGCGCGAUCAUUUUGUCGAGGCAGGUGAUAAAGAAGACGUCGCAUGUCCCAUGCGUACACACUUUGUAUCAACAUGA
Messenger RNA from Penicillium crustosum, 2247 nucleotides. Its product is annotated as J domain-containing protein. NCBI's taxonomy places the organism in Eukaryota, Fungi, Ascomycota, Eurotiomycetes, Eurotiales, Aspergillaceae. The transcript is spliced from 5 exons. The record is from RefSeq and is a predicted model, not a curated record. Bases 1 to 2247 code for a protein of 748 amino acids. Gene Ontology annotation, biological process: cristae formation.